Molecule: messenger RNA, 279 nt
Organism: Mycena citricolor
Lineage: Eukaryota; Fungi; Basidiomycota; Agaricomycetes; Agaricales; Mycenaceae
Source: the annotation of a GenBank genome assembly
AAGAGCUCUCUUGUCACCUCAAAGGCAAGUCAAGAAUCAGUGCCAGCAUUGUUGAGCACCUCAUUAAGACCAGCCACCUUCCCGGUUUUUCAGGAAGUCUGCUUCCUGGGGAUUGAUUGGGUUGUGAUUCAUCACUCCUGCACUCAUUCCCUUUGCCUGACUGGGCCCAAAAUCUGCUCAGGCUGCAGCAAGUGUUUGUUGAGCUUGAGGAGGAGAACGAUGCAGCAGAGAUUGCCCAGGAGCUUCAGGGCAUUGAUGAUGACCGCAUACUGGACUUGA